AUGCGUCCCACCACUGCCAAGCUCGUGCUCAUAUGCGUCCUAGCUGCCGCCGACUUGCUGGCCUCCGAUGCACUUCAGCUCGGGCCAGCCGGCGGUUCCGCUGGCGCAAGCUGCAUACCACGAGAGCGGGAUGCCCUGCUAUCCUUCAAGCGCGGCAUCACCAGCGACCCCAUGGGCAUCCUUGAUUCUUGGCACAAGGAAGACUCCUGUCAGUGGAGAGGCGUGAAGUGCAGCAACCGGACCGACCGUGUCCUUAGGCUUCAUCUUCGUAAUGUGCUCCUUGAUGGGUUUUACGGAGACACGGCUUUGGUUGGCGAGAUAAGUAAUUCUUUGCUCUCCAUGGAUCGUCUAGUGCACCUUGAUCUUAGCAUGAAUUGCCUCGAGGGCCCAAGCGGCCACAUUCCGGAGUUCUUGGCCUCUUUGACGGGAUUGAGAUAUCUCAACCUCUCCGGCAUACCAUUUUUUGGCAGAGUGCCCCCUCAUCUCGGAAACCUCUCAAACUUGCGGCAUCUUGACCUCUCAUGCCAAUUUCAAAGUAUGUACUCAAGAGACAUUUCAUGGAUAGCGCGCAUACCUAAUUUGCAGUAUCUUAGACUGAAUUCGGUAAACCUCAGCACAAUAGCUGAUUGGCCUUAUGUUGUCAACAUGAUUCCUUCUUUGAAGGCCCUCGAUCUUGGGUUUUGCUAUCUUCCGACCGCAAAUCAUUCACUCCCACAUAUUAACCUCACCAAACUCGAGAGGCUUGAUCUCUCCGGCAACACCUUUGCCCACCUAAUGGCAAGGGGAUGGUUUUGGAAUUUGACAAGCCUCCAAGAUCUCUACCUUUCUGAAACUCAACUGUACGGUCAACCUCCUGAUGCACUGGCACAUAUGACGUCCCUCCGAGUCCUUGAUUUUUCAUCUAAUCAUAACAUGGGGACGAUGACUACAAGCUUCAGAAAACUAUGCAAUUUGAGAAUUCUGGACCUUUCCUUUUGUCAAAUUGUUGGAAAUAUAAAGGAUAUUGUUGGGAGGAUGCCCCAGUGUCCCUUGAACAAACUGCACGAGCUGUAUUUGGGCUCCAACAAUAUUACCAGAAUCAUGCCGGAUCAGAUACCACACUUGACCAGCUUAGUCAUUCUUGACAUCGCUCGGAACAACCUAAUUGGAGGCAUACCACGAGGGGUGGGGCUGCUCUCUAGAUUAAGAAGACUUGAUCUCUCUUCCAACAAUCUCAGUGGAUCUGUGCCAUCUGAGAUCGGUAUGCUCAGCAAUUUGACCAUGAUGGAUCUCACACUCAACAACUUGAACGGUGACUUCACUGAAGAACAUUUAACAAGUCUAACGAGGUUGAGAAGGUUGCAUUUAAGAUGGAAUUAUUUGAGGAUUACAGUUGGUCCCGAUUGGAUACCACCCUUCAGUUUAGAAGAAAUAACUCUUGGCUCUUGCCAACUGGGCCCUUUGUUUCCUGCAUGGCUUCAAUUCCAAGUGGACAUUCGAUUGAUGGAUAUAUCAUCCACAGGUAUAGUUGAUAGGAUUCCUCACUGGUUCAGCACUACAUUUGCAAAGGUCACAGAUCUGGACAUCUCCAACAAUGAAAUCAGCGGCAGGUUGCCAAUAAACAUGGAAUUCAUGUCACUGCAAUAUUUCUCAAUCAAUUCAAAUAACCUAACUGGUGAACUCCCUAACUUACCAACAAAUAUUACCUCCCUGGACAUGUCUAGAAACUCUUUAUCUGGAACUUUGCCAUCAAACAUUGGGACUCCACAUUUGAUUUCAUUAGCUCUGGUUUCCAAUCAAAUAACCGGUUCUAUUCCCGAAUCUCUCUGCAAAGCGGAAUUCUUGGAAUCAUUGGACUUAAGGAACAAUCUUCUCGAGGGACAACUUCCUUGGUGUUUUGGGGUGAAGGACAUUUCCUUUCUCAUGUUGAGUAACAAUAGUUUCUCUGGCAACUUCCCACCGUUUGUAAAAGACUGUAGACGAUUGGAGGCUCUAGAUCUAUCACGUAAUAGUUUUUCUGGAAGGUUGCCAUUGUGGAUUGGAGAUUUGGUUGAAUUACGAUUUUUGCGUCUAAAUCAGAAUAUGUUUUCCGGAGAAAUCCCAGCUACCAUCUCAAAUCUUAGUCACCUUCACCACCUGAACCUAGCAGGCAAUGGCUUAUCAGGUCCCAUAACGUGGCAUCUGUCAAAUGUGACGGGCAUGACAGGAAAAUAUGUAAAGGAUUAUAUGUUCGACUCAAUACCUUAUGGCAGUUACUCGCAUAAGUUGCGUACAUAUAGUUUUUCCUCUGUGGUCGUCAAGGGACGUGAACUUGAUUAUGAUAUUCACAUUAUGGAUUUGGUGAGCAUUGAUUUAUCUUUCAACCAAUUAACUGGGAGAAUACCAGAAGAAAUAGUAGCUCUUGAUGCGUUGAUAAUCUUGAAUCUAUCGUGGAACCAAUUGAGUGGGAAAAUACCAAAUAAGCUUGGGGCCUUGCAUGCUCUGGAAUCACUUGACCUCUCAAGGAACAUGCUUUCUGGCAGAAUCCCUCCGAGCCUGUCAGAUAUAACCUAUUUGAGCUACUUGAACUUGUCUGAUAACAAUCUAACAGGGAGAAUACCAUCAGGACAUCAGCUCGACACCCUCUACACACAGCAACCUUCCAUGUACAGUGGCAACAGUGGUCUAUGUGGGCCUCCUCUUCCGAACAGUUGCCCCGGAAAGAAUGUUACAAGGCAAGAUGAUCAAAAAAGGAAUGAACAUUCCUUUGAACCAAUGACCUUUUAUUUUGGACUCGCUCUGGGAUUUGUUUUGGGUCUCUGGGUGGUGUUUUGUGUCUUGUUGUUUAAGAGAGAAUGGAGGACUGCUUAUUUCUGCAUGGUUGACAAGACAUAUGAUCAGAUGUAUGUGUUUGCCGUUCUUACAUGGAAAAGCUGGACAAGAAAGAGGACUACAAAUUGA
Triticum aestivum (bread wheat) is the source of this 2919-nucleotide messenger RNA. RefSeq names its product receptor-like protein EIX2. NCBI's taxonomy places the organism in Eukaryota, Viridiplantae, Streptophyta, Magnoliopsida, Poales, Poaceae. The transcript has a single exon. Gene Ontology annotation, molecular function: protein binding. The record is from RefSeq and is a predicted model, not a curated record. The coding region runs from base 1 to 2919 and encodes 972 amino acids.